AUGGCUUCUCCAAAUCUCAACGCUGCCGACCUUUUCGGCGUCAAGGGCCUCAUCGCCGUAGUCACGGGUGGGGGAACUGUGGCAACUCUCAACAUUCGCUCAAAGUUCGAACUAGGCAUCGGUCUCAUGAUUGCACAAGGCCUCGAGGCCAAUGGCGCUAUCGUGUACAUUAUCGGCCGACGGAAAGAGGCUUUGGAACAGGCGGCAAAGACAGCUAAAAACAGCAACAUUCGCACCAUUCAGGGUGACAUCACUUCAAAGAUCGACCUCGAGCGAGCGGUCGCAGAGAUCAAGGAGGCCCAUGGAUACGUCAACGUCGUCAUCGCUAACUCAGGGAUCGGCGGACCGGCUCUCAAGGGCUUGCCUCCUAAUCCAACCAUUGCUCAGUACCGCGAGUUUGUCUUCGGCUGGGAACAGAAGGACUUCACUGAGACCUUUGCCGUGAAUACCACCGGCGUGUUCUUCACGGUCGCAGCAUUCCUGGAACUUCUCGAUGAGGGUAAUAAGCGCAGCAACUUCAAGCAAAGGAGCCAAGUUAUCGCGACUAGUAGCAUUGGCGCGUACAACCGCAACCCGAUGGGCUUCGCCUAUGGAGCGUCAAAGGCGGCUGUAGUGCAUAUGUUCAAGCAAUUAAGCACCACAUUGGUUCCAUUCAACAUCCGCGCCAACGUGAUUGCACCUGGUUUCUACCCGAGUGAGAUGACAACAGCAACGGUCGAGGCCCACAAGGAGGGUUGGCCCAAGACUACCAUUCCGGAAGAGAGAGCGGGAGACGUAGAAGAUAUGGCUGGAGCGGUGUUGUUCUUGGUUAGCAGGGCAGGCGCUUACACCAACGGCAAUGUGCUCGUAACAGACGGCGGAAGGCUUGGAAUCGUGCCGUCUAGCUACUGA
Colletotrichum fioriniae is the source of this 891-nucleotide messenger RNA. The record is from RefSeq and is a predicted model, not a curated record. NCBI's taxonomy places the organism in Eukaryota, Fungi, Ascomycota, Sordariomycetes, Glomerellales, Glomerellaceae.